AUGUCCCGCCCAGCAAACCCUCGAGCCUUGAGGGAAAGAGACAUAGGCUUUCUGAGGACCGAUAUCUGGUACUUCAGCGCGUUUCUAGCCGAGGCCGAUGCUACGCACAGUUUAAACAUCCUUGAUCUAUCCAUCAUUUUUCCAGUUAUGGGAAACAAGAUCUCUGCUGUCAAUGGCGUACGAUCCCCAAACUUCUUCGAGCCAGGAAACGCAGUCAACGAGGUCUGGAUCGGCAAGCUUGAAAUCAUAUCCCGUCUUCCCUUCGGCGAUUCAGAUAUGGCACAAGCAGGCUGGCCUAAAGGGGACUAUCCUAAGAUCCCAUGGCGUCCGUUCAUUAUUCCGCUCCGGGCGUCGUUUGGCAAAAUGGCACGAUCCAUAACUUCUCCUGCUUCAGAGGCAUCGGGCAAAUGCGGAUGGCCAGCAUUGGUGGACGUGAUAUCCAAAGUGGAUUGGAACCGCUGGUUCUGGGUUGUGGAGCGAAUGACUUCUAUUCCGUUCUUUAUACUCCCAAUUCUUCUCCAUUUUGGCCCAAACGAUUUAACUCAGGGCAUAGUCGCCAUUCCAUGUCUCGAAGCCGGCGAGGACACAGAGGUGGCUUUUCAACCGCGAUUCAGACGCCAUGGAAUAUAUCUUCGUGCGAUUUUCUCAAAUCUUUUCACGGUUAUGGGUUUCUGUCUGCUUGUCCUUGAACCGGGUGAAACAAAAAAUAGCCUUGGUCGCUUUGGCCCCGUUGGAGUCGAAGAGACGCUCUAUUUUCUUUUAGCGACCUUGUGCGCCUAUUGCAACCUUCGACUUACAUGGGCUCUUUUUCGAAUAGAAUCCGUUUCAAAUCGUUGUUAA
This is a messenger RNA of Uncinocarpus reesii 1704, 840 nucleotides long. RefSeq lists its product as uncharacterized. The coding region runs from base 1 to 840 and encodes 279 amino acids. The record is from RefSeq and is a predicted model, not a curated record. Lineage: Eukaryota; Fungi; Ascomycota; Eurotiomycetes; Onygenales; Onygenaceae. The transcript is spliced from 4 exons.